Molecule: messenger RNA, 528 nt
Organism: Linum tenue
Lineage: Eukaryota; Viridiplantae; Streptophyta; Magnoliopsida; Malpighiales; Linaceae
Source: the annotation of a GenBank genome assembly
AUGAGGAAACUGAUGAAGAUGAAGAAGAGCACAAAAAUUCGCAGUAGAAAGGAAACGAGCAAGGAGGAACCGUCAGCGGCGGAGUUGUGGGAUUUGGGGAGCCCGCUGUAUGAUUCCCACGAAGUGGUGUCGGUCAUACAUUUGAUCGACCGGCACCUGAUGGCUCUGCCGUCGUCAUUGGGCAACGACGGAUCGAAGCGGCUCAGUAGAAAGUUCUCAUCGUCAACGUCGGGCCGGAUGCAGGCUGUAGUUGUCCCGGCCCCACCUUCUCCAACUCGCUCCACCGGAGGGCGGGAUAAAGAUUUCAUCAUUGCCGCCGCUGGAGGUGGUGGUGGUUCUUCUGAAGAUUAUCAGUUGAAGGUGGGUGGGAUGUUGGGUUUCGUGGGCAAGAAGUUAAGGAAAAGAAAUGAGAAGAAGAAAAAGAAAAUUAGUAGAAGGAGCGGUAAGGAAGGUAAGCAGCAGCUGUUGGCCAAGGGCAAGAAAUCAGUAGGGUUAAUCAUUGCUUGCUUUGGGCGCAAGAAAUGCUGA